AUGUCGCAGGACAGAGCCCAGAAAGGCUCCGGCUCACAAGACCCCACUGAUAUCACUCAACAACCUCUCUCCCAACCCGCUCACAGCCUCACCUUUGAAGAUGUCAUCGCUGAACUCGGCAGCAACUCGGACGAUGGAUUGACCACUGCAGAGGUCAAGCAACGCUUGGAGAAAUAUGGCGAGAACAUGCUGGAAGGAGACGAAGGCGUUUCCUUGGCAAAGAUUGUCAUUCGGCAGAUCGCCAACGCCAUGAUGCUGGUCCUUAUUAUUGCCAUGGCCGUUAGUUUUGGCAUUCAGUCCUGGAUUGAAGGAGGCUUCAUUGCAGCAGUCAUUGCCCUGAAUAUCGUCGUCGGUGUUUACCAGGACUAUGCAGCGGAAAAGACCAUGGACUCGUUGCGAUCCCUUAGCUCACCUACCGGUGUAGUCUCCCGUGAUGGAAAGACAUCCACUGUUCCCGCCAACGAAAUUGUCCCUGGUGACAUGGUCGAAUUGAAAGUAGGAGACACCGUUCCCGCGGAUGUCAGACUAGUUGAAGCAUUUAACUUCGAGACCGACGAAGCUUUGCUGACCGGCGAGUCCCUUCCGGUUUUAAAGGAAGCCGAAAGCACCUUCGACCCCGAUACAGGCCCAGGCGACAGACUGAACAUCGCAUACAGCUCAUCCACCGUUACCCGAGGACGUGCACGCGGUGUCGUCGUGGGAACCGGAAUGAGAACUGAGAUUGGAGCUAUCGCUCUCGCCCUCCGCGGAACCGACUCAAAGCGUCGUCCUGUCAAGCGUGGACCGGAAGGUGAAACCAAGAAGAGAUGGUAUAUCCAGGCUUGGACAUUGACGACUACCGAUGCUAUUGGUCGAUUCUUGGGUACCAAUGUUGGCACACCUUUACAGCGAAAGCUCUCCAAAUUGGCGCUGUUGCUAUUCGCUAUUGCUGUGAUCUUUGCCAUUGUCGUUGCUGGAUCGAACAACUGGCGCGGUGAUAAUGAAGUCAUCAUUUACGCGGUCGCUACAGGUCUGGCCAUGAUUCCCGCCUGUUUGGUAGUUGUGUUGACCAUCACCAUGGCUGUUGGAACUAAGCAGAUGGUAAAGCGCAAUGUCAUCGUUCGGAAAUUGGACUCUCUCGAGGCUCUCGGAGCUGUCACCAAUAUUUGCUCAGACAAGACUGGUACCUUGACCCAAGGCCGUAUGGUCGCAAAAAGGGCUUGGCUUCCAUCCCUGGGAACCUACUCAGUCGGUGCCUCGAAUGAACCUCUCAACCCCCAUGAAGGUGAUUUGAGCUUGAUGCCCGAACAACCGAUCAAGCUGGGCUCCGACAACCUUGGCCAACCAGCAUCGCCAGAUGAUCUAUUGAAGGACAAUGUUGCACUCAAGGACUUCCUCAACGUCGCUGCUAUGGCCAACCUGGCCCAUCUCCACCAAACUGCCACCGAAGGGUGGCAAGCUCGUGGUGAACCAACCGAUAUCGCUAUUCAAGUCUUCGCCUCUCGAUUCAAUUGGGGUCUCGAUCGCUGGACCAAAGGCGAGAAGCCUACCUGGCACCAGCAGGCCGAGUAUCCAUUUGAUUCAAGCGUGAAGAAGAUGUCUGUUAUUUUCUCCAAGCGCAGCGAUGACUCCGAGAAAUGCCAUGAAAUGAUUUUCACCAAGGGUGCUGUCGAGCGUGUACUUGAGGCCUGCACCACCAUCAAAUGGAAGGCUGAUUCCGAGCCAGUUGCUAUUACCGAUGAUAUCAAGGACGAGAUCUUGCAGAACAUGGAAGCUUUGGCUAAAGAGGGUCUUCGUGUCCUUGCUUUGGCCGGUCGCGAGAAUACUGCUGGCACCCAAAAGGGUGGCGAACCCCUUCCCCGCGAGGAGGUCGAGAAGGAUCUGUCGUUCUACGGCUUGAUUGGUCUUUAUGAUCCUCCUCGCCCUGAGACAGCCGGAGCCAUUGCUCAAUGUUACAAGGCUGGAAUCGCCGUGCACAUGGUGACCGGUGACCACCCCGGAACUGCACGGGCGAUCGCAGCGCAAGUCGGAAUCAUUCCUGCCAACAUGGAUAUGAUCGCCAAGGACGUUGCUGACGCGAUGGUCAUGACUGCUUCCGAAUUUGAUAAGUUAACUGAAGACGAGAUUGAUCAGUUACCUACUCUCCCACUGGUUAUUGCUCGCUGCGCACCGAACACCAAGGUCCGCAUGAUCGAUGCUCUGCAUCGCCGUGGACGCUUUGUCGCUAUGACUGGUGAUGGUGUCAAUGACUCCCCAUCGCUCAAGCGGGCUGAUGUCGGUAUUGCCAUGGGCCAAAAUGGUUCUGAUGUGGCCAAGGAUGCAUCGGAACUCGUGCUCUCUGACGAUAACUUCGCAUCGAUCAUCAACGGUAUUGAGGAAGGUCGUCGCAUCUUCGACAACAUUCAAAAAUUCGUUCUCCACCUUCUUGCAGAGAACGUUGCUUUGGCUCUGACCCUGCUGAUUGGAUUGGCCUUCAAAGAUGAUAGCAACCAAUCUGUCUUCCCUAUCUCUCCUGUCGAGAUUAUCUGGAUCAUUAUGAUUACCUCUGGCCUUCCUGAUAUGGGACUUGGAAUGGAGAUCGCCGCUCCAGAAGUCAUGGAUCGCCCUCCUCAAAGUAAACAAGGUAUCUUUACCUGGGAAAUCAUUAUCGACACCCUCGUCUAUGGAGUCUGGAUGGCUGGCCUGUGUCUGUCAGCAUUUGCCCUCGUCAUGUUCCAAUGGGGCGAUGGCGACCUUGCCAUGGGCUGCAACACGAAAUAUAACGACCCGACCAAACCUUACACUUGCGAGACCGUAUUCCGUGCUCGCGCUACUACCUUCACCUGUAUGACCUGGUUUGCCCUCUUCCUCGCCUGGGAGAUGAUGAACCUCCGCCGCAGCUUCUUCCAGAUGCAACCCGACUCGAAGAGAUACUUCACCCAGUGGAUGCAUGAUAUCUGGCGCAACAAGUUCCUCUUCUUUGGCAUCAUGACCGGCUUCGUCCUUGCCUUCCCUAUUCUCUACAUCCCCGUGAUCAACCACAGUGUCUUCAAGCACACCAGUAUCACCUGGGAAUGGGGUAUUGUCUUCGUCGAGACUAUCCUCUUCUUCCUUGGCAUUGAAUCUUGGAAGUGGUGCAAGCGUGCCUACUUCCGUCGCCAGGAUCGCAAGGCUGCUGCUCGGGGUGACCAACCCGGUGGUGAGCACCGGGGUCUGAGAGAUUUCAGUCGCUACACCACCAUGGACCGGUCGGACACAACCGGUAGUGAGAUGAAGGUCGAGCAAUCGAUGGUCUAG
This is a messenger RNA of Penicillium paradoxum, 3255 nucleotides long. Its product is annotated as cation-translocating P-type ATPase. Gene Ontology annotation, cellular component: plasma membrane. Bases 1 to 3255 code for a protein of 1084 amino acids. Gene Ontology annotation, biological process: intracellular calcium ion homeostasis; calcium ion transmembrane transport. Gene Ontology annotation, molecular function: ATP binding; ATP hydrolysis activity; P-type calcium transporter activity. Lineage: Eukaryota; Fungi; Ascomycota; Eurotiomycetes; Eurotiales; Aspergillaceae. The record is from RefSeq and is a predicted model, not a curated record. The transcript has 4 exons.